AUGAGUGCCCAGGACUGUCAACAGAGCCAUUCUAGCGUUCAUUCGAUUGCAGAAAGUCCAAUUGUUCUGGCUAGAAAGCUCAAAAGUAGCAUAUCCUCCGUUAAGUCUGAUAUCAAAGCCCGAAUUCAUUCAGGUGCAACCAUUCCCAGGCUACACGCAUUCAGUGGCAGCGAUUCCUCAGAGACCCUUGUGGCGCACGACGAAACAUAUCGCGCUUCCACCGAAGAUCUACUAGGCGGCAUAUCUCAACAUCGCGAUGGCAACCUACACAGAACUUCGCUACAUAACCAGUCAAGUCCGGGUUUACUAGGCAGGCUUCCAAAAGAGAUCCGGGAGAUCAUAUAUCGAGAGCUAUGGCGUACAUCUGGCCUUGGCCAGCACAUUGUUCAGACUGAAACCGGAUUUGGGCAUUCCAGAUGCUUAGUUGAAAGGCUCGAGUCUACCAUCGUUGAAGGAGAUAACGCUUGGGAGUUUAACUGGAUGGGCUCUGAUUCUGGUGCCAGAGGGUCAGUAUCGCUCUGGUACAAGCGAGAGAUGUCAACUUGGUGUGAUCACUGGAAAUGCGAAGAGGCGAGAGAUGAAAGAGAGAUAUGGCGAGACGUUGGGCGGCGCCGAACAAGUCACGGAGUCUAUGUCGACGCUUCUUCACCGUAUUUGCCCAUGAUGCUGACUUGUAAGACGUUAUACGCCGAAUGUUCCUCAUCAAUCUACAGGUCUAUAGUAUUCACCAUCACCGACAUCAGCCUGGCACGGAACCUCUUCGGUGUUCGAUGGAAGACGUCCAACAGUCACCCACUUCGGCGCAUCAACUUCUCCUUCCGGCGCCAUGCAGACCAAGGGAGCACGUUCGAUCAGUGGGUAGAUUCAUGGAGCUCGAUCCUAAGACUCCUCGAUACUCCUCAGCUGAUGACGGUCAAUCUCUGGCUGGACAGCGACAUCUACUACGAACGAUAUUGGUUAUCUGUGACCGGCAACGUCCUCCGGCGGGUCCCGGAAGCACUGGCCCACAAAGUCGCCGUCAGCCUCCCGCCGGACGGGCACGGCGACCGCAUUGCGGGGGCCGCGUGGCUGACGGGCCUCGACGAGGUGCCGUGGGCGGCCUCUAACACUGACAUGCGCUCGCUGAGGCGCGAGGGAGGCGAAGUGGUCACUUCUGAAGUGAGACGGGCGCAGGUUUGA
This is a messenger RNA of Colletotrichum acutatum, 1179 nucleotides long. RefSeq lists its product as uncharacterized. NCBI's taxonomy places the organism in Eukaryota, Fungi, Ascomycota, Sordariomycetes, Glomerellales, Glomerellaceae. The transcript has 2 exons. Bases 1 to 1179 code for a protein of 392 amino acids. The record is from RefSeq and is a predicted model, not a curated record.